AUGAGGAAUGGAACAGCUGUCACUAGGUUUGUCCUCCUGGGACUCUCGGGCAACCCUGAGGUCCAACAUAUUCUCUUUGGUCUCUUUCUUGUCAUUUACUUGGUGGCCCUCAUUGGGAACAUUCUUAUCCUUCUUGUGAUCAGCUUGGACAAGAGGCUCCACAAUCCCAUGUACUUCUUCCUGGGGAAUCUCUCUGUGGUGGACAUUGGGUACACAACUUCCACUGUGCCCAAGAUGCUGGUGAACUACCUCUCUCAGGACAAAAGCAUCUCCCUGGCCGGCUGCUUCACCCAGAUGUACUUCUUCAUCUCCUUUGGUGGCAUUGAGUGCCUUCUGCUGGGUGUCAUGGCUUAUGACCGGUAUGCAGCCAUUUGCCAUCCAUUGCAUUAUAGUGUGCUCAUGAGCCCCAAAGUGUGUGUCUGGCUUGCAGCAGCUGCUUGGACUCUUGGCUUGUCUAACUCAGCUGUGCACUCUGGCUUGAUGUCCCGUUUGUCUUUCUGCUGGGACAACAUUAUCCAACACUUUUUCUGUGACAUCCCACCCCUAUUCCAACUCUCCUGCUCUGAUACUCAAGCCAAUCAAAUUGCUACCUUUGUGGUGGGUGGAGGUGUAAUCAUGGGUUCAUUUCUGGUUACCCUAGUGUCUUAUGUCUACAUUGUCUUGGCUAUCCUCAGGAUCCGCACCAAGGAAGGGCGUCUCAAGACAUUUUCCACCUGUGCUUCUCACCUGACCAUAGUUAACAUUUAUUUUGGCACUAUCAUCUUCACAUACAUACGUCCCAACUCCACUUACUCCCAGGAACAGGACCGGAUAUUUCCUGUACUGUAUGGGAUCCUAACCCCUAUGCUUAAUCCAAUCAUCUACAGUUUGAGGAACAAGGAUGUGCAAGGGGCGCUCCAGAAUGUCAUGCGAAGAACUCAACAGGAAUAA
Messenger RNA from Elgaria multicarinata webbii, 930 nucleotides. Its product is annotated as olfactory receptor 5AP2-like. Gene Ontology annotation, molecular function: G protein-coupled receptor activity; olfactory receptor activity; odorant binding. Gene Ontology annotation, cellular component: membrane. Gene Ontology annotation, biological process: G protein-coupled receptor signaling pathway. NCBI's taxonomy places the organism in Eukaryota, Metazoa, Chordata, Lepidosauria, Squamata, Anguidae. The transcript has a single exon. The record is from RefSeq and is a predicted model, not a curated record. The coding region runs from base 1 to 930 and encodes 309 amino acids.